AUGGCACCCACCACAACAAGAGAUGCUGUUGAGGCACCCAAGAUUGAAGUUACCUUAACUCUCAUUUUGGGCAGGGACUAUUUCGAACAUGUGGAAGAAUCUGGAGAUGAUUUGGAUGUUGACCUUGCUGAGUUCUUGAUUGAAACUAGGCUGAAGGCUUUUGACUGGAUUGUCAAUCAGGACCCAUUGCAAUUAAGCUAUGAUUCGCCCAAUUUGGUUCAACGGUUUCUGCUGGCGCUCUUCUACUAUCAGACCACAAGGCACAAGCCAUGGAAAGAGUGCAACCCAGUAGCAAGUCCCCAAGGGAGUGCAACAUCUGGCUUCUGCUAUGAGCCAAUGUAUUAUGGUGGCGAAGCAACGUCAAACAUUUGGGGGGAUCAGUGGCUCUCCCCUAGUCAUGAAUGCCAGUGGGCUGGAAUUACCUGUGAAACUGUGCAGUCCAUGGGGAGGACACUUGUUGAGCUGCAACUUUAUUGGAAUCAUCUCAAUGGCCCUCUUCCCUGGGAGAUCACAAGAUUGCCGCCGCUGAGGCUUCUAUGGCUCAACUCCAACAUGCUGACAGGAGUACCGCCCCCAAGACUCUUUUCAAAAAAGCCAGGUUUUGCCCUGGAAAGUCUAGACUUGUCCUGGAACCAAUUUUCUGGCACUAUACCUGUAGAAUGGGUUACAAACCUUCUUGAAGGAAAUGGAAAACUUACCAAUCUUCUUCUGCAGGGAAACACAUUGACCGGGAGGAUUCCAUCAGAGUUGGGUCUACUCCCUCUGAAAGUCCUCAUACUCGGAAGCAACACUCUGACAGGUUCUAUUUCACAAGAACUAUUCAGUCAAACUUCUCUAGAGUGGCUCUAUUUGAGUGGAAAUAAUCUCACUGGGACUUUACCAAGUGAAAUUGGGCUGCUCACCAACUUGGAAUAUCUGCGUUUGAACCACACUUAUAUUUCUGGUUCCUUACCCUCAGAGAGUGGCUUGGCAAACCAGCUUCAAGAAAUGGUUCUUUCCAACACCAACAUGCAGGGGGCAAUCCCUGAAGAACUGUACGCAGGACUUGACAAUCUCCAGCUUCUAGACUUGGAUGGUUGCAACUUUACUGGGACAAUCAGCUCCUCACUUGGUCUUCUUAAGACACGUCUCCGGCACCUGCACCUAUCCAAUAACAACUUCAGUGGCACCAUUCCCAAUGAGAUUGCGGCACUGACACGUCUGCAACAAUUUGUAGUGAAUGGGAAUCAGAUCACUGGCACAUUUCCAAUCUCUUUCUGCCAUAAUUUUGAAUAUGUUGACAGUUUGUUGUGA
Molecule: messenger RNA, 1293 nt
Organism: Seminavis robusta
Lineage: Eukaryota; Bacillariophyta; Bacillariophyceae; Naviculales; Naviculaceae
Source: the annotation of a GenBank genome assembly